AUGAAGAUUACUCGGAAGCUCAGUCGAACGCCCGCGCAUCGGAAGAUGCUGAUGCGGGUGAUGGUGACCAACCUUAUCCGGGCCGAACAGAUGAGAACGACUGUGGCCAAGGCCAAGGAGGUUCGCCGCCACGCGGACCGUAUGGUUACCCUGGCCAAACGUGGUGGCAUCGACAAUUACAGGCGCGCGCUGGAUUUUGUGACGGACCGGAGCAUGGUGCAAAAGCUCUUUAGCGUGUUGAAGCCGCGUUUCGAGAGUCGUCCUGGCGGAUACACGCGCGUCCUACGAGCUGGGAAUCGAAGAGGCGACAAUGCGCCCAUGGCGAUCAUAGAGUACUUGCAGCCCGGAUUCGUGUCUGUUUCGAAGCGUUGCCGCGCUCCGCCGGUUCCCCCUUCCUGGGCGGGGGCGCCCGUCCGGAGUCAGAGCGACGGUUCGUCGUGUAAAUAA
Messenger RNA from Schistocerca gregaria, 447 nucleotides. RefSeq names its product 50S ribosomal protein L17-like. Lineage: Eukaryota; Metazoa; Arthropoda; Insecta; Orthoptera; Acrididae. Gene Ontology annotation, biological process: translation. Gene Ontology annotation, cellular component: large ribosomal subunit; ribosome. The transcript has a single exon. The coding region runs from base 1 to 447 and encodes 148 amino acids. Gene Ontology annotation, molecular function: structural constituent of ribosome. The record is from RefSeq and is a predicted model, not a curated record.